Messenger RNA from Sitodiplosis mosellana (orange wheat blossom midge), 2206 nucleotides. RefSeq names its product mitochondrial thiamine pyrophosphate carrier (gene Tpc1). NCBI's taxonomy places the organism in Eukaryota, Metazoa, Arthropoda, Insecta, Diptera, Cecidomyiidae. Gene Ontology annotation, cellular component: mitochondrial inner membrane. The coding region runs from base 797 to 1777 and encodes 326 amino acids. Gene Ontology annotation, biological process: thiamine pyrophosphate transmembrane transport. The transcript is spliced from 3 exons. Gene Ontology annotation, molecular function: thiamine transmembrane transporter activity. The record is from RefSeq and is a predicted model, not a curated record.
GUUGGAAUGUCAAUGGCGAGCGCGUACAGACGUUCUCAACGUGUUUUGCCGUCGCCGUCGAGUACAUCGAAUGCGAUUUAUUGACAUAACCUGCCUUUUUAUGGGUUACGUUACAAUUUAUAUGUGUAUAUCAGAGCACCGUCAGUGAGAUAUGCAUUCGUAAACAGUAUUUCGUUCUUUUUCUUCUUUUUGUUUUCGUUGUUGCGCCUUCUUUUCUUCGUUCGCACACACUGUAGCCGUAGCGCAAAAGCACGUUUUAUCAUUACAUAAAAUACAGAGAAAAAAAGAAGAAGUGAAACGAAACGAACAAGUCCAUGUUGUACAUGGCUUAAAACACAUCACCAAAUCCGCAUUCAUUUUCACACGCAUAAUUUGUAUAUAAUUUUGGCUUUUAGUUUAAUUUUAAUUUUAGAACUUUUUUUUCCCUCUGACAGAUUAUGUAAUAAAGUGUUUGGCUUUCUGUUCAAAAUUAAUGUCGAAUAUUAAAUUAAUUCGUUGCCCUAAAUCCUUAACAAAAAAACGAAAUCGUCGGAAAUAAAAUUGAGUUUUUUUUUCUCACUCUCGGUGAAUCGUCGGAUUUGGUGAGCGACAGAUAGUUUUUUUUUUCUUCUUCUUCACAUGUGAAUUGUUAGAGAAAUUGUGACCGCUAAAUAUUGAAUUACAAAAUUCGACGGUAUUCCAAAGCACAAAAACUAGAAGCAAUUUCGGGAAAUUAACCAAUCAAAGAAAAGACUCAACGAGUUAGUGACAUUUCAAAAGCAAUCAUUCAUCCACCACAAGUAAACACAUCGAUAAGAUGACGCUGGAAGAUGCACGUGCGCCAAUUCGAACAAUUAGCGACGAAGUCACAAAACGGCCACACAUCGAUCACUUCCAUGGGAAAGAGGCGUUUGCUGGGGCCAUAGCAGCGUUCGUCACACGAUUCGUGUGCCAACCGUUUGAUGUGCUGAAAAUUCGAUUUCAAUUGCAAGUGGAACCGCUCGGUUGUCACAAAUCAAAAUAUGUGUCAAUGCCACAGGCGGUUCGGACGAUAUUUCGUGACGAAGGUGUAGCCGGAUUCUGGAAAGGACACAUGCCCGGCCAACUAUUGAGUAUCGUUUAUGGUGUCACACAAUUUUGGGCAUUCGAAGAAUGCAAAGACUAUGCCAAGCACUUAAAUCUCUAUCAUCAAAAUGAAAAUAUCUCGAAUUUUGUAUGUGGGUCAAUGGCUGGUGCGCUAGGAACAGUGACAGUGACACCGAUUGAUGUGGUGCGAACCCGUCUCAUCGCUCAAGAUUCGCAUCGCGGCUAUCCAAAUACAUACCGGGCAUUUAUGACGAUUGGCAGACGAGAGGGCAUUCGUGGACUGUAUCGCGGUUUUUACCUUAGUUUAAUUCAAGUAGCUCCAUUGACUGGUAUCAAUUUUAUGACAUACAAAUUCCUCUGCACCACCACCGUCGACGUAAUGAAUUUGCAUGCAAAGAGCGAGAUUCCGGCGCUUAUCACAUUUUUCAACGGUGCAAUGGCUGGACUGGUGUCAAAGGCAGUGGUCUAUCCCCUAGAUUUAGCAAAGAAACGGAUGCAAAUUCAAGGUUUUGGCGAGCAUCGAAAGAACUUUGGCAAACAUUUCGAGUGUACGGGUAUUAUCGACUGUUUCCGAGUGACGAUCGAACGCGAAGGUUAUCGUGGACUAUUCAAAGGCAUGUGGCCCAGUGUACUGAAAACGGGCAUCACAUCGGCAAUGAACUUUUGUAUUUAUGACAAUAUUAACUUAUUAAUUAAAAAUAACUCACAUUGAUUCGCAACUAGAAAAGAAAGAAAAAUCGAGUGAAAAAUCUGACACAAACAAAUUGCAUCAAAAAGUUUGAAAAAGAACAUAAAAAAAACAACACACACACACACACAAACCACAGCAAAAACUACUAUUUUUUGACGUUUUCUUUUUGAUUUGUUCUUUUUUGCAUAUCAUUAUUUAUUCAAUUUUGCGUUUGAUCGAAGGAAUCGAAAGCGAACAGAGGAGCAACAACAAGUACUUAAAUAAUCAAUAAACCAAUUACACAAAUUGUGAUAUUUAAUUGUUUAAAAAAAUGAAGAAGAAGAAGAAGAAGAAACAGAAUAAUUGAAAGAGAAAAAAAAUCAUAAUAACUUUAGUUUUGUAUCGAAAUAGACUAGAAAUAUUCAAAUUAAACAAGAUCUAUUUCAGUUGAACAAACAAACAGAAAACGAA